Eruca vesicaria subsp. sativa (arugula) is the source of this 441-nucleotide messenger RNA. Lineage: Eukaryota; Viridiplantae; Streptophyta; Magnoliopsida; Brassicales; Brassicaceae. The record is from the annotation of a GenBank genome assembly.
AUGGCGAGUUUGUGGCCAUCUCUGUGCAUUUUAAGAAGAUUGGCGAACGACGAACACUUGCAUAAGGCGUUUAGCUUUUUUGACAAGAACCAUAGCGAUUACAUAGAGAUUGAGGAGCUGCAGGAGGCUUUAAAUGAUACUAGCAGUGAGGAGGUUGUUGCAGCCAUCAUGCAAGAUGUUGACACCGACAAGGAUGGAAUAAUAAGCUACGAAGAGUUUGCAGCGAUGAUGAAAGCUGGGAUGGACUGGAGGAAAGCAUCGAGACAGUACUCAAGGGAAAGGUUCAACAGUUUGAGCCUGAAGUUAAUGAGAGAUUGUACAUUCUUCGUGUUUUUCGCCGGAGAAGAUGAAGGUGGUAGAUUCGCCGGGAUUUGUCGAGAGAAGAAGCGACGAGUCGUACAAAGUCAAGAGAUUUCGUCUGUCUUGGUACUUUCGUCGUGA